Molecule: messenger RNA, 8191 nt
Organism: Owenia fusiformis
Lineage: Eukaryota; Metazoa; Annelida; Polychaeta; Sabellida; Oweniidae
Source: the annotation of a GenBank genome assembly
CAGCAUCAAAUGCAUAUAUUCACAGCUCCCAACCAGUGUUCAUAACACAAAAUCUACUGGAACCAUAUCUCUUGGUUAUUUUUAGUCCAAUAGCACGAGGAUGUUCCAUCAAAGCCAUACUACUGGGCCUAACACACUGUACGGACUAACUAAGCCACCUUUCUCAGCAUCGCUAACUUCGGACUGUUUAUAACCAAAAUAUUGAUUUCACCAGCUUCACCACAAGAGAGGAUUAAUGCAUUACAAACAGUAGUAUCUGGUGGGACUAACUUUUGAACAGAUAGAACUAACCAAGCAAACAAGACAACAAUUUAGACUACAGUAAAUGCAGGAAUAUUUCAUUCCGGUAUGAGGAGGAUCUUCAGUAGAGUAUGGAGGGAUACAAUCUACUAGCUCAUGUCUGGAUAUAGAUGCAGUGGAACUUAGUGCACCGUGUAUAUCUUCUGUGGAGCGUCUCUUCCCUUAGUGCACCGUGUAUAUCUUCUGUGGAGCGUCUCUUCCCUGGCGUAAUCUUAUCUACUUGGUAAGAUAUGGAUAGCAACUACGUCCCACCUCAGGUGUAUUAUGAAAGACCUCAGGGACAGGGCUUUCAGCAUAUUCCCCCACCCCCAAGAUCCAACAGACGCACAGAGCAGCGCUAUCGAACAUUUGGUGAAUACUCUAACCACAGUGACUCAAAUAUAGGAGCCUAUUAUGGGCCACCAGGAGCUUGGCCCCAUAGCCCCCAGGAUAGGGCUCCUCCUCAUGGAACAGUUUUGCAGCCUCGAGAUCAAAAUAAUAGACCAGAGAUACCAAUGAGAAGGGUAAACUCAUUAGAUGAAAAGAAGCCCCAUGAACAAAGCACUGAUAGUGAUGAUGAGCUGAGGCGAACUCAGAGGAAAGCCAAAAAGAAGAAUGGUCACAGCAGAGGCAGGUCAAGUGGUAGGAGAUCCGAUAGCAAUAGUAACAUCAGUGUUGGUUCAGCACCUCAACAACAGAGGCCAUACCAGCCACAUAUGGGGGAGAUUCAGAUGAGACAACAGGGGCCGAGGCAGCGGUACCACCAUCAUAGGCUAAGUGCACCUGACCUUGAACAUUAUACACCUCUAAACACAAGGCAUGGUCAAGGUUCAAGUCCACGCAAUGAAGGUCAUUACCAGAGAUACCAAGAUCAUCAAAGACAGAGAUGGGAGAUAGACCAGAUGGGAACACCACCUUUUUAUCAAGAUGUUUACUAUUCAAAUCAGUACUUACCACAAAGAAAUCCUCCACCACAACAACCACAAGGCUAUUUCAACAACCCUCAUGUGCCAAUGUAUAACCCUCCAGGUCCUCCAUCUACGGGAUAUGUACCACCAGAUCCAAGCGCCUUUCAACAUCCUUAUGGCCCAUAUAAUGAGCCAGAUUUCAGACCAGCUCCAAUGAAACCCCCGCGUAAUAAUGCACCCCCUGCAGAACCAGCCAGAGUUCCCCCAGCACAUGAUCCUGGACAUUUGAGCAAUCCAGAUACAAGUGAUUCUAGUUAUUUCUCACAUGAAAGCUACUCUAGCCCAACUCCCCAAGUAGAAAAGAGCCAGCAUGGUACAGAUCAAGCACAAAAUUACCAUGGCAAUGUCAUGAGACAUGCCCAAGACAUAAACUAUGCGCAGCAUCUUGGUUAUCGAGUUGACGAACAAAGGCAGCCACCACCAGUACACAAGCAAGAUGCCAGUGAUAUAUAUGCAGUGCCAUUUAAACCACAACAAGAAACACAGCCAGCUUUUGCCCAUUCAAAACACCCUCUUGCCCCCAUAAACCACCCUGUGUCCCCAUUGCUGCACCCCCAAUCUCCAACCCAAUAUCCUGUAUCUCCUACACAAUUGUCUCCAGGGGAAAAAGGCCCAGAGUACAAGCGCCAAAGCUCAUAUGAUGCUUACAUCCCAAAUAGGGACUUUGACACCAGAGAAGAUGACGACAAAUGGGAAAGAGAACGAGCACUUCAAAGGUCCCAGCAAUUCAUCAAUAGUCCAACAUCUCCAAAGUCUCCAAAGUGGGAAAAUAAACCAAAUAUUUCGACAAACUCUCCUGUACAACCUAAAAGUCAAGGAUUUGGUUUCAAAGGCCAAGAGCGGGUAGAUCUUCCAAUUCAUCACUAUAGACAACGCAGUGUAAGCAUCGAAGACUACAAAGCACCCCUUAUAAUGCCUCACAGAGACAAAAGUACUGGGCCAACAUCACCUUAUAAACCACCAUAUGACAACCAUUUUAGACCCCUAAAUACAGAAUCUUCGGAAUUGGGCCUAUUCUAUCAAACACAACCCCAAAUAGAAGAGGAUUUCAAGCCAAUCAUAGAUGGUUACAGAGACUAUAAAGAAAGAAAUAGGCGGCAAAAACAACAGCCCAGUAAAUCAGAUGGAGAUGACAAUGAACUUAUGAGAAAAUUCACCAGAAUACGAAAAGUAGAUGAUAAUAACACUGAAAUAGCCCUGAGUAUGGGAAUAAAAGAGGAAAAAUAUGGUGGUGAAACCAAAUCUGUGUGGUCAGAGUUCAAGAAGAAAGAAAAAAGAGAAAGAAGUGUAAGUGACGCACAUCCAGAAUUAAUUGACAAACUCACAAAAGUUAAAACGGCCUUAGAAAAGAGAACAGACCAAGAUGAUGAUGAAAUCCCUGAUCCCAUACUUGAAGAAGCAAAACUAAAAGCUAAAUCAAUUAAUGAACCAAAGCCUGAGUGGAUGGGCUUCAAAAGUAAAUUAAAACCAGUGUCGUCACCUUACAAAGAUGAACUUGAAGAAAGUGCAGAAGAAGAGAUGGUUAAUAAGAUUCCAGAGACAAAAGCAUCUGAGAUUAAAUUGGAGAGAGGAAGAUCUAGAUCUGCCUUUAGUAGCGUUCAACCAUCCAGAUCAAUCCAAAGUAUCCCAACCAUAAAAACAGAGAGGAAUGAUAAACCUAUAAGUAGAAGUCUUAUACGUGAAAGAGACAGGUCACCAAUUGGUCCAAGAAUUAAUGCAAGAAAUUAUCAAGAAACUGCAAGGUCCAAAAAUGAGAAGCCCAGAACUGAAACAACUACUCACACAAAAGUUGUUAUUUCUCCAAAAACUCAAACAGAAUUGAAUAAGAAGGAAGCACCAAAAAUUUCUAUUGUGAGACGUGAACCAAGUCCAGUUAGAAAACCGGACCCAAAUAGUAAUCUAAUCUUACAUAAGAUUGGAAAUACACAAGUAUGGCCAAAAACUGGAGAGAUUAAAGAACAAAAAAGAACACAAGAAGUGAAAAGAUCAUCCUCCGUGUCACCAUCUGUCAAUACAAAAUUAAACCAAACAUCAAGCUCUACAACAGUACUUCCAAAGGUUAAAUAUGUCAUACCAAGGCCAAAUUCACCACCUAGAUCAGACCCAAAGGUUGGGAUUUCUAGUUCUCCAAGAGCUUCACCAAAACCAAGACAAACACCUGCUCAGCCAACCAUAGCUGAGCCUUCAAAUAAUCAGCCAAUAAAGACACAGGGAAGAUUGCAAACAGUAAAGCCUUCACAAGAACCACAGAGCCCAUUCUUAAGUGUACCAAAAAGGAAAGAUGAAGAUUUUAUGGACUCUGAUACAGAAUUUGAUGCCAUUUUGAAGUACAAUGAAGCUUAUGACCCGAAGAAAAGGAGAGAGAAGGCAUGGGCUGAAAACCCUGUAUUUAAUGGAACAAAUAUCAUCAGUUCAACAGAGUCAGCAACGUUUACAAUCAAUAUGACUGGUUCAAGCAAAACAACACAAUGUAUUCAACCAACUAGUAGCCACCAACCAGCAUCAAGUUCAACAACAAGAUCUGAAUUUCAAAGUCAAGUACAAAAACCAUCUAGUCUUAAUGUACAAGAAACAGUUAUCACAAACAAUGCCUUUUCGAAUUCAUCUCCUCUGACACGAAGAAGAGUUAUCAACAUCACACCACAGUCACAGAGUGCACCAGGGACUCCAGAGAAGGACGCUUCAAUAGCUAAGGGUCUUGCUAGAGAAGAGCUAACCAAGGGACUGUCUAAUUUGAUGAUGAGACCAACACAACCAGUGCCGGUUCAAUCUUUUAUCAUUUCAAAACAAGAAAAUCAAAGUACAUUUCAACCAAAACAAGAAAGUCAAAGUACCUAUCAACCUAAACCAAUUUCCCAUGUCCCGAAUAGUCAACCCCAACCCUAUGUUUCUAAACCUCCAAUGUCUCCAGCCCUCAAACCUGCAUCCCAAUAUAGUAAACCUUUAGCUCCUAGAUCCGCAUUCUCCCCUGUCCAACCCUCAACAGUGGCUCCACUAAAACCCCCAAGAAUGAGGCCAGCUGAUGCAUCAGCUGCUGAUGAUAGUGAUCAUGAGAUACCAUCAGUUGACAUCACCAAGAUCAAAGAAAAUCUAUUCCAGCCAAAAGAGGGGACAUCUGGGUCGAGGUCAACAGAAGAUCUGAGGGAAUGGAACCAGGACUUGAAAGACAAAGUUCCAAGGAUAAGAGACAACAUGUUUGGUAAGGUUCCCCAGGAAGAUAUUAAAAAUUUUCUUACUCCUUUACGUAAGUCAACUUCAACCCCAACUAUUGAGCCAUAUGCUGAUGCUCCAGUUCAUUGUGUAUCUGAAACUCAUGAGAGAAAGAAAAGUCAGAUUAAUGACAUAAUUACAGAAUUGGAAAAUAUUUACAAUGACCUGGACUUGGAUAAUGAAAGGAUUAUUGAUGGUGCAGAAAGAAGGGAUUAUCCACCAAUAUCUCCAAGACAUGGAGAUCAUAAUGACUCUAAAGGACUUUCUGAGACACUACUUCGUAAUCAUGACCGUCUGAGAAAGGACACAAGCAGCCCUCAAGCCAGUUUUGAAUAUACCAAGUCAUGGUUGGCCAACGAAAACCACUCAUUUAGUAAGGUACAAAAUGAUAAUGUUUUUCAUGGGAAAGACUCAGCUUCUGAAACCUAUGAAGGCCCUAGUUACUCUCCCCGCCCUUUAUCUUAUAGCUCUACUAGUGAUGUUCACAGACAUGUGCCAUUAAGGCGCUCUGCUGUGCCUAACAAACUUAAAGAUGAUGUUGCUUAUCGAAAACACCGUUCUAAAUCUGCUCCUAACAAACCACUUGUAGAAGUAGCCACCAUGAGUUAUUUAUCUUGUUCGCCUGCACUAACCCCCGCUGCUUCUAUGGAUAGCAUUUCUCACCGCUCCCUCCAACGCUCUCACUCACAUGCUCCUGACAUUCUCUCUGAUGAUGUCUCAUACAGGCAGAUGAAACGCUCACUUUCUUCAACUAGUCUAGAUGCACCUGAAGAUGUGAAAGCACAACCAUCACCAACCACCGCUGAUUAUCUUCUUCAUAGAUAUCAACCGAGACGAAGGAUGCUUUUGAGACCAGAACGUAAAGCAGAUAUACAACAUGAUGAUUAUGCAUAUAGAAGUCUUCGUAAAGAUGUAUCUGCUAACAAACCAGAGCCACUGCCAGCUUAUGGAGUGAGACCAGAUUCAAAGCUAGCUCAAAACAUGGGUUGGAUAAAUGUGGAAACUCAAACAUCACAAAACAGUCUGAACAAAUAUACUGACGAUGAGGAUGAUUUCUUUAGAACCAGAGCAGUACCAGUGAGAAGAAAUUCCUUAUCAAGAGGAAUGGCCCAGAUGGUUGAUAGGUUUGAGAACCAAAGAGGACUUCAGCAUAGUGCAAGUGCACCUGAUUUGACACAAGCAAUGGUCUUAAGUGUAGGGUUCAACUCAUUGGGCAACAUUGUCUCAGAUGAUCCCCGCUAUGAGAGAUCAGCUGUUAAACCUAGAGCUAAGAAAGAGACACCAAGAACUAUCAAACAGAGAGCUAAACAACGACAAAACAAUGCCAAGUAUAUGCAAAUGGCUACUGAGCAAGCACAUAACAAUAGUGUUGAAGGACAAAGAUAUCAAACAGACACUGUGAAAGUAACACAAGCAUCCUUACCCAGGUUGAAUCUGGCUGCUGACAGUGCCAUGUCUGAAUAUAGAGUGGUUCUGCCAGAUGACAGUGAUGAGGAAGAUAACUAUGAUGAAGAAAUAUCUGAAGAACACUUUGACCUUGUCAGAAAGGAAGAAAUUAAAGCUGGCCCUAUACCUUACAUUGAAGAAUUUAUACAAGAUGUAGCUAGUGAACCUAUAGUACAUAAAACUCCAACUAUUAGAACAAUUAAGAUGUUAAAUGAUCAAACUAAUAUAACCAAAUCUGUACAAAGCAAUAUUCAAUCAACAAGACAACCAGUCAAGUACAAAAUUGAAUCAUCAAACCUGUCCUCAAAGACUGUAUGUUCUACAACAAAUGUUACUCAUGGAACUCAGACUUACAAAUCAGUGAACUCAUGUCAAUCAAUACCUAAACCCCUUGAUAAUAACAAACCACCAAAACGUCAGCAAUCUGAUGAGGAAAGAGUAGAGAAAUUCUUAGCAGAUGAAAAAACUGGAACAGACCAAACAAAGUCAUUCAAUGAUUUGCUUGAUAUCUUUGAAAAUAUGUGCAGUAGUUUUGGUAGGUCAAGGCCUAAAAAAUCACUGCGUAAAACAUCAUCUUUUAGCAAUAUAAAACAAAUGUCAGAUAGUACACAGGAGGGUAAGGUUCAUGUGUUACGUCGCUGUGCCUCACAAGAUAAUAUAGUCUGUGAAAUACUUGUACCACCAGCAGGGACAUAUUUCAGAUCAUCACCACCCCGUGAACAUGUCAUCAGGCGAACACUCUCUCAAGAGGGCUUCACGGCUAGGUCUAUUGCAAGAAGUCGCUCUAAUGCUAAACCCCGACCCGCUUCUGCUUCAUUUGUUGCUUCUAAAUCAGUCACCCUUGAUGACUAUUCUAGUCGUAGACAAUCAGACAGUGCCAUGCGGUAUAAACUAUUGAUCAAAUCAAACUCAGAAGAUCGACCAUAUUACACAGCAGGAGGCUCCAAUGUGCAUGCAUUUGGUUCAGAGUCUAAUAUAACCACAAGCUGCUCGACUGCUUCAGAACCCCCACAGGAUCCAAGUGAAGGGACAAGUGAAUACUGAAACCAAUGGUGCAUGUCAGAAAUGUGGAAGUAUCAACCAAUGCUACGACUUUUAGAUUACUAUGAACUUUGACCUUCUAGGAUUCGUAGCUUCAUACAGUAGUUACUUUGAACGUUUAGAUAACUGUAACUAUAGUUACUUUGAACACCCAGUAACUAAGAGUGAUGUUAGCAAUAACUUCUAGUAACUAAGCCUAGUAAUCUGUAACUAUAAUCUGUAACUAUUAUAUUUACUUAAGAUGAGCUAUAAAUGUGACAUUGAAUCCAGUGUGCAACUAGAUGCCUGGCUGUAAAGUAGAGGAUUUGCUAAGGCAUGGCCUGUAUAUAGCCUAUAUGUGCCUAUACCUGCCUGUCUUUUCACUAGAUAUGAUGAUUGGAUGAACAAGGCUAUGCAUGAACCUUGCUAUAUUUCGCUGCACGUCCAAAGCCUUCUGAAGCUUCAGUGAACACCACACUUAACCUUUCAAGGCCUGACUAGCCAUCUUAUAAUAAAUGGCGAUAUAUAACAUACUUUCGUAAUAUGAAAUGGCUGAGCUGCCGGGUAAAAAUUGCAAUACUAAGGGCUAUGAGAGAAGUCUCAUGAAAGAUCAUGUCAAAUUAAUGAUGGAGAAAUACCAGGUCGAUCAAUAAGUUUAAAACUUGAGAGCUGAGAAAAAGGCUCCAAAAUCUUAUGACACUCGGAUUAUUGAUCAGCCUACCUAAAAACAGGAGUCUCCACAGUAACCAUAUUUUGUUAAUGCAUACUAGUCAAUGAACUUAGUAUUUUAAUUUGUGUGAUCAUUUGACAUUAAAAUGAAAGACAUAAUUUGAGAAAAUUAUCUCAGAACUUAUUGAGUGACCUGGUAUAUAAUGCAUUGUACAUAGAGCAAUGAUUAUACACAAAUUAACUACAAAUAUGCAAUUUAUAAAUGCUUUAUAUAAAAUAAGUUGUGUAUUUAAAAAUGUAUUUUGUAAUAACAAUAUACAAUACUACAAGAAGAGUAAUGAUUAAAUAUCAAAACUAUGUAUUUCAAAUUACCACAAUGUGUUUUUGGUACCAUGACAACGGUUCAAAGCAGAUAUAACAAAUACUCUGUAAGUGUACUGUAAUUUCUUCUGUAUUAAUAACAUGCAUGAUCUUUAUAGCUUUGUAAUAUUGGUAUAUAUAUCACUUUUCAUUAUUGUAAAUACAUAUUUUAUAACACUAUAUUCUCAAGCAAGACUAUGCAAUGUUACUUUUGUAUGUUCUGUAUAUUUGUAGACUAU